Messenger RNA from Colletotrichum phormii, 893 nucleotides. RefSeq lists its product as uncharacterized. Lineage: Eukaryota; Fungi; Ascomycota; Sordariomycetes; Glomerellales; Glomerellaceae. Bases 1 to 834 code for a protein of 277 amino acids. The record is from RefSeq and is a predicted model, not a curated record. The transcript is spliced from 2 exons.
AUGGCACCAAGAAGCGUCAUAACAACCUACCCCCACGCCCACCACCGACGCUACGCCUCGCCCCCAAUAAGCCCCUCCACCUACGCCCCGGACGCAAACGACAUCCUCGCCGAACUAGGCCUGCGCGCCGACGACUCGGCGUCGAGCGCGGGCGACUCCAGCACGGGAUUCUCGACCGUCGACUCGGGCGUCAACGUCAACGGUGGCGGCAGUGAGAAUACGGGAAGCGGGAGCGGGGCCGGGGCCCGGAGGAGGAGGCGGAGGAAUCGUAAUCGUAACCGGAAUGGGAACGGGAACGGCGGCGGCAUCAAUAACAACUACGGCAACGGCAACGGCAACGGCAACGGCAACGGCAAUGGCAAUGGCAAUGGCAAUGGCAAUGGCAAUGGCAAUGGCAAUCAUCAGGCUGCGUUUAAUGGCAGCGCUGGAAGUAUCAAUAUUGAUAACAAGAAUGGAAACGGCGGGAAUCUCAACAGGCAGACGACGGUGGUGAUUCCCCGGCAGGGCGGGGACCGGGAUGAGAAGCCUGUGAGGUUGCAGAUUGGGUUGAAUCUGGAUGUUGAUCUGGAGCUCAAGGCCAAGUUGAAGGGAGAUAUUUGCUUGUCUUUGGUAGUGGAGAGAAGAUUCUCCAAACGCGAAUCGAUGCGGGUGAAGCCCAACUGGAAGGGCGAAGUCGACGUUAAAGAAAUGUUCCAUAUGCGCCUCGGCAAGUUCAGCUUUAGGCAGCGGUGGAUUGAUCGCGAGGUCAGCGAGAGUCUUACGGUGGCGAUUGGGGUCUCGCUUGUUUUGGGCGGGUUCGUUGCUGGGUUUGCGGCGUCGAGAUGGUUGUGCUGAUUCUUUCUCCAAUGUCGUCUUUUGUAUGGCAAGAGGAACUAGGGGAGCAAAGAGGCGGG